Messenger RNA from Amphiprion ocellaris (clown anemonefish), 6318 nucleotides. It is a transcript of the gene hmgxb3, whose product is annotated as HMG box domain containing 3. The coding region runs from base 200 to 4060 and encodes 1286 amino acids. The transcript has 21 exons. The record is from RefSeq and is a predicted model, not a curated record. NCBI's taxonomy places the organism in Eukaryota, Metazoa, Chordata, Actinopteri, Pomacentridae.
UGUUUUUUUUUUAUACGAGACGACAAGAAAUGGAGCUACUUUACAGUUUUUAUACGUCGUCAGUUCUCGAUUUAAUAUGAAGCAGAGGCGAAUUUCAGCGUUACUCACUGUCGGCGCAGUGACUGACUUUUCCUGCGACUUCUAAAGGCUGUUCAAAGAAAUUUGUAGAGCCUCGGGCCGUCGUAGAUCUUUUGUGAACAUGGAGAAAGUUGAGAUGUUUGAUGUUGUAAAAGUGACUGAAGAGGUGGAGAGCACCUACAACCAAAUGGAGGUGACUGCUCCAAAAAAGAGGAAGGGCAAAACCCAAGAAGACAGUGUUGAGAAACCUAAGAAGCCCAGGUCUGCCUACCUGCUUUACUACUUUGAUGUUCACCAGAUUAUGCAACUUGGAAUCCCUAAUAUGCCACAGUCAGAGAUCAACAAGCGUAUCAGUGAGAGCUGGAAAAGGCUGAGCGUAGCUGAGAAAAGCUACUAUCUGGAGAAAGCCAAGCUGGAGAAGGAGGGCAUAGAUACAUCUUCUCUCAGCCCCUCAAAAGACCUCCCAGGCUUCCGCAAAAUCCUACCAAGAGCCAGCUACUUUCUCUUGUCCAAAGGCUGCUCCUCAAAUCACCAGCCAGAAGGCUCUCAGUCAGAAAUGAGCGCUGAGUCUCUGGACAGUCCAACUGAAAAAGACUCAAUCUCUCUGAACCAGGAGCCCCAGUUCACCCCUCUCGGGUUGGCUGGUGAGGUGGAGCUUUCUGAACACCCCAUUUCUGUUGAAGAUACUACAGAUGAACCAGCAGUGGUGUCUCAUUCCAUAGCCCUCCAAGGAAUCCCACCCUCCUCUCCCUCCUCUGUUUCAUCCAAAGCUACAAGCUCCACAGAUACCUACGUCUCACAGGGCUCUGACUUCACAUCAAAUGGAGUCCCACUGAAAGGAAAGACAAGAGUUGCUGGUAGCGGUUGUGGUGGAGCGAUGGUUCAGCAGACGCAGGUGGAAGCUACUCAGGUGGUUGCCAUCAUACCCACUCAGAACUUGCUCGAGCCCAAGUCUUUGGCAGGUGUCAGUACUGUGGGCCCAGUGAUGAUGGUCUCUGUGGGAGCUAGCUUAGAGCAAAGUGCCAAACCUUCUUAUAAAAUGUCUGUAAAAACGUACACCAGGAGAGGUCGAGGGAGGUGCCUGAAUCCUGGCUGUUCAUUUAUUUAUGUCACCCGCCACAAACCGCCAACCUGCCCUGUGUGUGGCAGCCACUUGGGUGGAAAAUGGAUACCUGCUGCAAAAAGGACACAGGAGAAAGAAGCUGCAUUGAAACAACUGCAAAGGACUGCUGAAACCAAGACUAAUGAAAGCUGUCAGGCCACAGCGCCGCCUGCGCAGGAACAGAGUGUUGAUGUUGCUAAAACAAACACUACAGGGAGCAACAAAGAAUGGCAAGUUCAGCGGGGCACCAGAAAGCAGCGUGCAGCUUCAGCUGAAACGCCACCAGAGGGCAGCAGCACCAAGCAAACGGCUCCAGCAAGCAGACAAGUGAACGACAAUCCUAAAUGUGCCAUAAUCCAGAAUCAGGACAGGAGCACUGCUGCUGUGCAGAAGAGGCCUGUGAGACCCAUCCUCCCUGCCUGCUAUAACACAGGCCGGGCUCUGUUUCAGAUCAUAACUGUCCCACCUGACAAUGGAAAAUUUCAAGGUGUAAACAACAAUAAAUCAUCCAUAGUGUCUCGAGAGAGUUUGUCAGGUCUAAAACCCAGCACUUUAAAGCAGCUCGGUCAGGCGAUCCCAUCAACCACAGCCACCCAGGGUUCUCCUGUCCCAGCAGACAGAAGUCAGUCUAUGUCUUCACUGACUGAUAAGAGAAUGAAUAUCUUGUCAGUUGUGCCUUUCAAACAGCACACAGUUUCCAGCUUUGACUUGGGACUUUCCACAGCACGGGGGAGAGGUCGGUGUAAGAACCCAUCUUGUGACUAUAUGUAUAAGAACAGACACAAACCUGCCGUGUGCCCUAAAUGUGGAUAUGAGCUGACCCAGAAGAAUGCCAAGGCAACAAAGUCUGAGACUUUGCUGGAUCCAUAUCAAGCUCUGAGUCCUACUCAGAAGGACAUCCAGCGCCAAAACACUCUGCAGCUACUGCGCAGUUCUCUGCAGAUUCCAGAGAGCGACACUGAGCUUCAAGAAACGUUAACCCUCAUCCAGGAGCUCAACAGUCUACAGAUUGUCUUGGUUCAACUGGGCGAUCAGGAGCAGGAAAACAACGUUGACACCGAGACGCUUGUUGAGUCUGGGUGGCCUCAGUUUUAUGAAUCAGCAGCUACUCACUGUGGCCUGUGUAACUACCCGCUCUUCAAAGGAGGUCAGAGUACUGUUGCAGGACAGGAGGACUGUUGGCUUCUCACUGAGACACUGAUGCAGACAGCCUCCCUCCAGCUCAAAGUGUGUCUCAAUAUUCAGUGUCUGGCCCUGCACAGCUUCACUGACCUGCAUCCAGGUUUGUUCAACAUUGGGAACAGACUGCUGGUGAGUAUUGACCUGUUCCUGAAGAUCAGGGCCAACAUCAAGCAGGGCCACACCCCCUCUCAGGCAGCCAGGACUAUACUAGACCACGUCCCCAAUCAUCCUGUUCAUGCUCUUAGUUCAGACGAAUCCUCUCAAAUUCAAGAACUCCUCCUGAGUGGCUACUGGGCCUUUGAGUGUCUCACAGUACGAGACUACAACGAUAUGAUCUGUGGCAUUUGCGGUUUUGCUCCUAAGCUAGAGAUUGCAGAGCGAUACACGAACAACGUGCUGGAGCUCAAGAAUGUGGAGUUCACCUGGCCUGAGAUUUCAGUCUCAGAUGAGGUACAUGUGGAUGACUUCUGGCUGACCAUGGAGAGUGAGGCUAUUGAGCAAGCAGCUUUCCCCACAGAUAUCCCUAUCACACGGGUGGAUGCUUCUAUCAUCGCUCCCUUCACCCCUCCUCUGAUGAGGAGUGCCACUGUUAUCAACACAGAGAAGGACAAGCUCCUGCCACACAUACAGCUGCCCUCAGGAGAUCCUUCAGUUUUGGUGCGUCUUAUUCAUGACGGCCAGCUGAGACUUGACAGGAUUGAAGACCACAGUGAGGAUGAGUUGAGAACAGUACUGGACCGCUGCGGGACGAAUAUCCCACCAGGCUCCACCAAGAUGGAGAUGUUGGCCUCUCUGAUCUCCUUGUACACGCUUGUUCAUAGUGGCCUCUCCACAGCCCCACAACCCCCUGCACAACUCACUGCUGGCAAACUGUCCAAAGUCUGCCCUCACAAGGUGGUUUGUGCCUCUAAGUACUUGGUAAGAGGAGAGACGGCUCGAGACCACGUUGACCUGCUGCUGUCGUCGCGCUACUGGCCUCCAAUCUAUGUUUGCGAUUGUGCUCGUCAGGUUGCACUUUGUGCAGACAUGCAGUAUCCAGAGCUGGCAAACCAGAUGUGGGGAAGGAACCAGGGCUGCUUCUCUGACCCCUUUGAAAAGCCACAGUUUGUGUCGUGUGCUGAACUGCAAGACCAGCCGUACAGUGCUGACCUGUCCCUGGUAGCGGAGAACCAGAACAUCCACCCCAUCACCAAAUCUUCUUCUUGCUGGCUGGUUCAUCCUCCAGGAGCAGCCAAGGAGCCUCCUGCUCAGGAGCACCACUCCAUGUUCCUCUGCAGAGACCUGGAGCCCUACAUCAGCCUGGUGGCUGAUCUGGAGAUGGAGAAGGAAGGGGAGGAUUGCAAAGAGGCAGAGCAGAAAGAACAGGCAGAUACAUCCGAGAAUGCCUCCAUAGAAAAAUCAGAGGACUGUUCAUCAGUUAGUUGUGCACGGAAACAACCUGUGGUCUUCAGCAACACAGCUUAUUACUACCUGUACAACCGUCUGGUAGAUUUCCUCACUAGCAGAGACAUUGUGAGCCAGCAGAUCAACCAGGUUGUGAAGGCCUGCCAGCCUGGAGAGGUAGUGAUCAGGGAUGCUCUGUACCGGCUGGGAGUGGCACAGAUCAACACAGAGAAAGAGGAGGAUGAAGGAAGUGGCAUGGAGAGGCAGAUACAGGAGGAAGGGGCUGAGACAUUUCAGGUUGUCGUACCGGUAUAAGAAUGUUCAGGUGGAUGAAUCAACCAGCAAGCAGAGAGAAUGGACAGAACAUAAAAUGGCUGCAUGCAAAGAAAAGACUGAAGAAAACAGAAGUGCCAAAACAAGAGAUGCAAGUGGAGCAUUUUGGAAGUGAUACAGUGUUGGGGUUAAGUGUUAAAGUGCUAUAUUGAGGGUAAUUCUGUGCUGGAGAGUAUUUCGUGGUUAAAACUGAUGGCUAGUCUGUGCAACCACACAUUUAGUCAGCUAUACAUCGCUAACAGGUUUUACAGAUGCUAGGAAUAGGCUGAAUUUGGAUAAAGUGUGUUUGUAGUAGUAUAGAACUGUACUAGGUAUGGAGAAGAACGCAGAGUGGUUAGUUACAUUUACUAUGAAGGUACUAAAAUAGGAUUUUUAUUUCAGGAUGCAAGCUACAGUGUGAGGCCAUUUUUUACCCAUCUUUAACUAAUAUGGAGGAUAAGAAUAGAGCAAGUCACGAUGAUGGAGAUUGCAUGUCAAAGUUCUCAUUCUAAAAUGACUAAAAUAAUGUAUUAUAUGUAUUUUUUUUUUAACCAUUAUGAUACCAGUAGAUUAAAAAAAAAUCAAAAGUAUACACGAGUCAGCCACAACAUUAAAAACGCAGAUUAAGUAAAGAAAACUGAUUAUUUUGUUAUGAUGCAAUGUUCUGCUGGGAAAUUGUGAGUCCUGGGAUUCCUGUGGAUGUUACAACAUUGUUCCACACCAACAAAACACACCACCCUCCAUGACAUUGGCACUCCCAGACAGCAGUGAUCUCCCCCAGCAGAACAAUGUGCCUACCACAUUUCAAAAACUGCUGAGGAACAGCUCGAGGAAUAUAGCCAAGGUGUUGACCUAGGAUCUUAAUUCCCCAGAUUGUGACUGAUACAGAUCCACAGAUGCCCUACACUGCAACCCAAAAGAUCCAGUGGCAGAUGCACAGUACACCCUCAAAGAUUCAGAUUCAGAUUCAGACAACUUUAUUUGUCCCCAGCAGGCAAUUAAAAAGGCACGUAGAGCAGGCAGUCCAACAAUGACGUAAUAAAGAGAGGGAUUAAUAUAUAUACAAAUCUAGCAAGUAAUAUAAGAAUAAAAAUAAAAAAGAAAUAAGACAAAAAGCACAGCUUAGUCACAUGUUAGUGCAAAUAUGUCACACAUAGUGCAAAUACCAAUGAAAGUAGAUACAAGAAUAUAUCACGGUAGAUAUAAAUUGCAGACUGCAAAAUGGCAUAGUUCACAGAGGUCCAUGUUAAAGUCCGUGUGUGGUGGUGGUGGGGGGUGGAGGGUAGUGUUAUGGUUCAUGAGUUGAGGAGUUGGACUGCCCUGGGUACAAAGGUAGCCCUUCUCCUCUGUGUCCUGCAUGCAGGGCAGCGAAGCCGUUGACCAGAAGGAAGCUACUCAAAUGCAGAGAAGAGAGCAUGUGAGGGGUCACGGAUGAUCCGGUUUGCCAGUCUACAUGUUAAAUGUUCAUACACUGCAGACAGAGUUCUGAGAGGCAGUCCUAUGAUUUUUGAGCAGACCAGUGACAGUCUGCCAAAGGCCCUGUGUAGAUGCCCCAACAGGUCAGACCUGUUUUCAUGGCAUGAAGGCCACCUAGUGGCUUUAAUGUUGUGGCUGGUCAGUGUAGGUAAAGUUGCUAUAAGCUUGACACCUCAAUCAAUAUUUUCCUGUGACUGAACGAAUGUAAGCAGGGUUUUAUUAACUCAGCUACUUCAGACCUAAAUGUAAAUAUUUAACCGUGAGUGGUAUGACAUAUUUAUUACACUUCUGUGUUCAGACAUUUCUGCUUUGUUUUAAAAUUCUUACCUCUAAACUACCACUUGCUGCCUUUGUAGAAUGCUUUUAGAAGGUGGUGGUAAGAUAUUUAUCUGUUGAUUGUACUCAGAAUGUGGUAAUGGACCUUUUGCUGUUGGUCUUUCUUUGAUUUGCAAUGCAUUAUCAUCACAUUCAAACACACAGGGAACCAGUCAGCGUUUGAGAAGCAUCUGAAGUACUUUAGUAAAUCUACCUGCAUGAAAUACUUCAAAGAGAUUUCUCUCUUUUUUUGUUGAUGUUGUUAGUAAAGAUCUUAUGUUCCGUGUGACAACUGAAAUGAGUGGUUGACUAACAAAACCUUUAUGAAAGUUGGAGACUGCACUUAUCAGCUCUAUUGAUCAAGAGACACCAUAACUGCGAUGUACAUUGUGUAGAUAUAGUAAUAGAUGGACCAAGUGUGCCCUGUAAUUUAAACUGCUAUUGUAACAAAUAAAUAUAAAUAGAUGGAA